AUGACGAGUAUCUCGAUACCAGGUAAUUGGCAGGCUGCUGAUGUGGAAGCAAUGGAAGGAGAUUUCGACGAUAACAUGCUUCAGUUUUUGGGUUCUUUCGAAGAAGUUCUUCCAGAUGGAAUAGAGACAGCUGAAACGACCAAAAAGGGGAAAAAGGAAAAGAAAAAGCAAAAGAAGCUAUUCGAAGAGAAGGCGACAGAACAGUUAUCAGAUCCUGCUGAAAUCAAAAGCGUUGAAGAGCGUCGUUUGGCUAAAAAACAGAAACGUAAAGAGCAAAUGGCAGCGAAUCGUAAACAGAAGAAAGAACGGUUGGCGAAGAGAAAACAAAAAGAAGCAGAAGCGAAACUAGCUGAACCAAUUGAAGAAAAGGUCAAAAAAUCAGGAGAAACCAAGAAAAGAAAGGGAGAGAAGUCUGAAGAAAGCGGAAAAUCAAAGAAAUCUAAAAAAGAAACGGACAUCUCAGCUUGGAAACAGUUCUUCUUUCUGCCCAAUGAAAUUCUUCAAGCUGUCGAGCAAAUGGGCUUCUCAGAACCAACUCCUAUUCAGUCAGCUGUUCUCCCUGUCGCUGUGCGUGAUCAUCAAGAUGUGUUGGGAGCAGCUGAAACUGGAAGUGGAAAGACAUUAGCAUUUGGAAUUCCAAUUGUCGCUCGUCUUCUCGAAAGUAGUGCUGAAAACGAUGAAGAAGAAGAAUUCAAAGGUCCUCGUGCACUGGUUAUUGCUCCAACUCGCGAGUUGGUAAUUCAAAUUAUGCGUCACAUCACCGCUUUGAUUGCUCCAACAUCUUUAAAAGCGACGUCUAUUGUUGGAGGAUUGGCUCAAGUGAAACAAGACCGUGUGAUUUCCCAACAACGACCAGACAUUGUAGUCGCAACACCUGGAAGACUUUGGGCGAUGAUGCAAGAAGCAGAGGAGGGUGACUAUUUGGCUGAAUGGAAGAACUUGAAAUGUUUAGUCGUUGAUGAGACUGAUCGAAUGGUUGAGGAAGGUUAUUUUGCCGAGUUGACUCAUAUUCUAAACAGAGUCCAUGAGGAAUCCGAUAAGGAGAAACUCCAAACGCUCGUAUUCUCGGCAACUCUCACUUUCGCAAAGGCACAAGACGUUGCCGAAGAAGAGAAGAAAAAAGCUAAGGAACUCAGUUCUCAGCAGAAGAUUCAACGUCUCAUCAAAUUGACUGGCUUGCGAGAAAACAAGCACAAAGUAAUUGAUUUAACCCGUCAAAUGGGUACAGCUGGAUGUCUUGUUGAAGCUCGUAUCAACUGUGGGAAUCUUCUUGAAAAGGACACUGCUCUUGUCUAUUUGCUGACAAGGUAUCAAGGCAGAACGAUCGUCUUCGUAAAUUCUGUUGAUGCUGCUCGUCGACUCUACAGUAUUCUCAAGGCUAUCAAUAUUGAUCCAAUGAUUCUUCACGCUAAAAUGAUACAAAAGCAACGUCUUAGAAACUUGGAAAAGUUCUCUGAGUCAAGCAAUGCAGUACUGAUUGCAACCGAUGUAGCUGCUCGUGGAUUGGAUAUUCAAGGAAUUGAUCAUGUCAUUCACUAUCAAGUACCGAAAAAAGUUGAAAUUUAUAUUCAUCGAAGUGGUCGAACUGCGCGUGCAUCUCAUCGUGGAUUGACCGUUGUAUUGGUUGACCCACCAAGUAGACAGUUUUACAUGAAAUUAUGCAAGGGGUUGAAUAGAAUGCAAGAUCUUGACAUUUUCCCGAUUGACUUUGAGCCACUGAUGAUCGCAAUCAAGAAACGUGUUCGUCUCGCAUCUGAAAUUGAUUCGCUUGGAUUCCGUUGCAAGAAGAUCAAAAUGUCGGAAUCAUGGUUUGAGAAGGCAGCUCGCGAAGCAGAUCUCGACUAUGACGAAACACGAAAUCGGGAAAUGGGCGGAUUGAAUCUCGAAGUGGACUCAAUGAUCAAGAAAAGCCGGCAACUUCAAGCAGAACUUCGUUCUGAACUCUCUGUUGCACUUCCACGCUCGGAUGGAUCGGAUUCAAUGCGUACCAAAUACAUCACUCCAGAAAUCGUUUCACGCCUUCGUUCUGUUGGUGACAAUGCGAUCGAUGUUCUGAAUCAGAAAAUUGAAGAGACAAAAGAAUGGAAACGAAAGAGUCGAAAAGCCGCACAAGCUGAUGAAAUGAAUACUGUCAAAAAAUCGUUGAAAAAUUCCCAAAAGAACAAAGAUAGGUUGGCCGAGAAGAAGAGAAAGGAGAGGAUGGUGAAGAAAAGUGACACGGCGGCCGAAAAUAAUUGA
Molecule: messenger RNA, 2238 nt
Organism: Caenorhabditis remanei
Lineage: Eukaryota; Metazoa; Nematoda; Chromadorea; Rhabditida; Rhabditidae
Exons: 8
Coding region: 1-2238 (745 amino acids)
Cellular component (GO): nucleolus
Molecular function (GO): ATP binding; RNA helicase activity; nucleic acid binding
Source: RefSeq, a predicted model, not a curated record